Molecule: messenger RNA, 603 nt
Organism: Lucilia cuprina (Australian sheep blowfly)
Lineage: Eukaryota; Metazoa; Arthropoda; Insecta; Diptera; Calliphoridae
Product: maternal effect protein staufen-like
Exons: 3
Coding region: 1-534 (177 amino acids)
Source: RefSeq, a predicted model, not a curated record
AUGGCACCCAACAACAACAACAAUCGUAAAGGACGUUCCAACCGUUCCAGCCGCAAUGGAUCUCGGCCCAAACCCAACCGCAAAAACAAUAAACGUCAACCAAAACGCCAUUUUGGUUGCGUUGCUAACCAUACCAAAAAUAAUGCGGAAACCUGUCGGAUGCUUGAAAAUGAAAGAAAAAGUAAUUGCAACUCAAUUUCUUCUGAUCAUGAAAAUGUAAAUAGUUCGAUUGGCGUUGCAGCUUUAAAGGACAGUUGCCGUCUUUCUACUCCUAAUACGUCUUCGAAAGGUCAAAAUCUUUUUAUGAAAGACCAGUUACUGUAUUUAGCUAAACUUUUAGGGUUUGAAGUGGACUUUUCGGAUUAUCCCAAGGGCAAUCACAACGAAUUUCUUACAAUAGUUAUGCUUUCAACUAAUCCACCGCAAAUUUGUCAUGGAGUUGGAAUAAAUGCUAAGGAAUCUCAAGAAGACGCUGCAAAAAAUGCUUUAAAAAUUCUCAGUGAAAUGGGCUUGAACAAUGCAGUUAAAAAAUAAUUUAAAUUUUUAAUUUUACUUCGGAAAUAUGUAAUGCAGUUAUUGUAAUAAAGAUACCUCUACAGCCUA